Molecule: messenger RNA, 1557 nt
Organism: Salvia hispanica
Lineage: Eukaryota; Viridiplantae; Streptophyta; Magnoliopsida; Lamiales; Lamiaceae
Product: RNA recognition motif (RRM)-containing protein
Biological process (GO): mRNA splicing, via spliceosome
Cellular component (GO): U2 snRNP; catalytic step 2 spliceosome; precatalytic spliceosome
Molecular function (GO): metal ion binding; RNA binding
Source: RefSeq, a predicted model, not a curated record
UAAAGUGUUUAGGAAUCCAUUCUCUUACAAACCAAACGCGCCCUUCCUUGAACCACAGUUAAUCCAACGCGCGCACUAUUCUUCUUCUUCUCUCAUUUCACUCCAUCACUGUUGUGGAUUCAAAAUAUCUGAGGGCUUCUGUUUCAUUAUACAUCCAUGAAUCCAUUGACAUUGGUGAAGCGUAUUCAGAAUAUAAACAAAAAGGAGGCAGCCCUAGGAAUAUCAGAAGAUGCUUCGUGGCAUGCUAAGUAUAGAGACUCUGCUUAUGUUUAUGUUGGUGGCAUCCCUUUUGACUUGACUGAAGGUGAUCUCCUUGCCGUCUUUGCGCAGUAUGGAGAGAUUGUGGAUGUUAAUCUAAUCCGAGACAAAGGUACUGGAAAGUCGAAAGGUUUUGCUUUUGUUGCGUAUGAGGAUCAAAGGAGCACAAAUCUUGCUGUUGACAAUUUAAAUGGAGCUCAAAUUUUGGGCCGGACUAUUAGGGUUGAUCACGUGACCAAAUACAAAAAGAUGGAGGAAGAGGAUGAGGAGACUAGGCAGCAGAAGAGGGAGGAACGAGGUGUCUGUCGAGCUUUUCAGAAAGGAGAAUGCAACCGCGGAGAUAGCUGCAAAUUUUCUCAUGAUGAACAAAGAGCUGCUAAUACAGGAUGGGGUGCAGAAGAAGAUAAACCUUCAAGGUGGGUGCAGGACAAGUUUAAAAAUCCAGAAAUGGAUAGAAGGUCUGGACGACCUAGCCAUAGAGGUAAUGACGACUAUCAACGUCCACGGGGGAAUGGCAAUAAUGAAAGAGCUGAGUUGAAUGCAAAAGAUGAUGAGAGAAGAGGGGUUAAAACACAGUUGGAGCAUAAGGAUGCACGCGAUGGCUCAAGUACUGAUAAAAGGUCGAGAUCCAGCUUCAAUGAGCCAAACUCCAACGUAGAACGUGAUUGGAGAAAUGAGAAUAGAUCAAGAAAAUAUGAGUCUGAAUCCCAUCACCGUGAAGACACAUAUACUAGAGAAAAGGAAGCUAGGUCAGGUCGUGAUAGAGAUAUAUCUAGUAGUCGAGAAAAGGAAGGGAGGUCAGGCCGUGAUAGAGAUACGUAUAGUAGAGAAAAGGAAGGGAGGUCAGGCCGAGACAGGGAAAAGGAUGGUAGGUCAGGCCGAGAUAGAGAUACUCAUUCAGACCAUCAUAGGAGAGAAAAAGAUGAAAGAGGUAGAUGACAUUGUUGACGAAUAUCCAUGGUUACUUUUUUUAUUGAUGUCAUGUACGAGUGGAGGAGUCGACAAUAGCGCCUUUCCCCCUGAGAAGUAUGUACCUGAAAGUAAAAACGCAGACUGUUACGGUUUGCAGGCAGACCAAUAUUUACCUUUUAUUCUGGUGUAGUUUGCAGACAAGCAUUGUGUUGCCUUUACUCUAUUAGGGAGGGAUAUGUUUGAGAAAAUAUGCAGAUUUCUACUUUCGAGUUCUGCUGCAUGUAUUGAUGAUUGCAAGAACAUAAUUUUGAGGUUUGUAUUCCUAAUGGAGCAGAAACACUAACCUUCACAGUUGAAUGUUGAUGCUUUUGCAGUGUAAUUGUUUUA